AUGCCACCCAGAAAUAUACUUCUUUGCUUCGAUGCCUUCGGGACGCUCUUCCGACCCCGACAGCCAAUCGCUCAACAAUAUGGAGAGGUGGCACGCUCUCUCGGUCUCGCCAACAUCAAAAAUGAAGACGUCAAUAAAUCCUUCAAGGCAGCAUUCAAACAAGAAUCCAAACAGAAUCCGAACUAUGGAAAACAGAAUGGCCUGAAUGCCGAGAAAUGGUGGUCAAGGAUCAUAGUGAAUACUUUCACUCCCUUGAUACCUGCAGGUCAAAAACUUCCCGAGGAGCUCGUUCCCAAACUCCUACACCGCUUCUGGUCCAAAGAAGGCUACGUACUAUAUCCUGACGUGUUGCCACUGUUGCAGCAGCUCCGGAAAGCACAUAGAUAUGGAAAUGCUAGGGUAGUAGUUGGUGUCAUAACCAAUUCCGAUGAUAGGGUGCCUGAUAUACUGACCUCGCUGGGAAUGAAAGUCAGUCCUCUGCGGUUUCCUGUGAAUCAGAAAUUGGAAUCGAGGGAUGAAUACGAUAUCGACUUUGCGGUCAUGUCGUAUGAUGUCGGUUUUGAGAAGCCUGAUGCGAGAAUGUUUGAGGCGGGGAAAACUAUGCUAGAAGCUGUGAUUGGCGGGAGUAUUGAAGAUGCCAAGGAGUGGAGGAAAAUUUAUGUGGGAGAUGAGUAUGCAAAGGAUGUUGUGGGUGCAGUUGAGGCGGGUUGGAAUGCUGUGCUGGUAGAGCGAGACAAUGAUGCAGAUCGCCAUGGGGUGAAAUGGCUCGAAGGAGAGCCAACAAAAAGUCUCUACGAAGUCUUUGAGACGGAAAAAGCCGUAGGAUUCUGCAGUCUUGGGCGGCUUGCGCAGUGGUUGCCAGGGGGAAGGAGAAUUGAGAACUGA
Molecule: messenger RNA, 885 nt
Organism: Ramularia collo-cygni
Lineage: Eukaryota; Fungi; Ascomycota; Dothideomycetes; Mycosphaerellales; Mycosphaerellaceae
Exons: 2
Coding region: 1-885 (294 amino acids)
Source: RefSeq, a predicted model, not a curated record